Molecule: messenger RNA, 1289 nt
Organism: Talaromyces stipitatus ATCC 10500
Lineage: Eukaryota; Fungi; Ascomycota; Eurotiomycetes; Eurotiales; Trichocomaceae
Product: CCCH finger DNA binding protein, putative
Exons: 4
Coding region: 172-1239 (355 amino acids)
Biological process (GO): cytoplasmic translation
Cellular component (GO): cytosol
Molecular function (GO): mRNA binding; metal ion binding
Source: RefSeq, a predicted model, not a curated record
GUGGCGGCUGUCAUCGCAUUGCUGUCUUAGUUUACUCAUUAUACGUUCCAGUUUUGAUAGCAGGUAGUAGACACUUCAUUCAUUGUGUCUCUACCCUGUCGUUGAACACUCAUUUUUUCCCCUUAAUUACAUUGAGAAGAAGUAUAGCCCAGGGAGAGGGCCGCCGCCGAGAUGCCGCCAAAGAAAGGAGCAGAUCAGGCAAAGAAGAAGAAGACGACGGUGGAGGAUAAGACUUUUGGCAUGAAAAAUAAAAAAGGAGGAAGUGCCCGCCGACAAAUAGCCCAACUCGAAGCCCAAGCCAAACACAACAAAAAUGCCGACGAAAAACGCAAAGAAGCCGAAAAGGCCCGUCGAGCCGCCGAAAAGGCCGCCGAAGAACAAGCCAAACGUGAAGCCGCCGAACUCUUCAAACCCGUUCAAGUCCAGAAAGUCCCCUUUGGCGUCGACCCCAAAACCGUGGUGUGCCAAUUCUAUAAACAGGGACAUUGCGAAAAGGGGAAGAAAUGUAAAUUCAGCCAUGAUCUUAGCGUGGAACGGAAAUCGGCUAAGAGGGAUUUGUAUUCGGAUACGAGAGAUUCGGAUGCUGCUAAUGGUGGUAAAGAGAAGGAUACGAUGGAUCAGUGGGAUGAGGCUAAGCUGCGAGAUGUGGUGUUGAGUAAACAUGGGAAUCCGCGCACAACGACAGAUAAAGUUUGCAAGUAUUUUAUUGAGGCGGUUGAGAAUCAGAAAUAUGGUUGGUUCUGGACGUGUCCGAAUGGUGGUGAUAAGUGCAUGUAUCGACAUGCUCUGCCUCCUGGAUUCGUGCUCAAAACAAAGGAGCAACGUGCCGCCGAAAAGGCACUAAUGGAGAAAUCACCCAUGCACACCCUGACCCUAGAAGAUUUCCUCGAAUCCGAACGACACAAGCUCACCGGUACACUGACGCCAGUGACACCAGAGACCUUUGCCGAAUGGAAGAAGAAACGACUCGACAAGAAGGCCGCCGAGGAAGAAGCUCGCAAGGCCAAGGAGGCUACUGGUCGUACGCUUUUCGAGUCUGGCAACUGGCGUACUGCUGGUGACAGUGAAGAGGAAUCGGAUGAAGAGGAUGAUGAAGAUGGGGCGUGGAAUUUGGAGGCGUUGCGGAAAGAGACUGAGCGGUUACGCAUGGAGAAGGAAGAGGAGAGAUUGGCGAAAUUGCAUGGUCUUUCUACGGGGGAGACAAUUGGUGAAGCGGUUGCAGUUGACGGGGAUGGUUAGAUUGAUAAGUUUACAUGUUGAUGAUUUAUGCAUUGAGCCGGUUAUUAAAA